This is a messenger RNA of Rhodotorula toruloides NP11, 1992 nucleotides long. Its product is annotated as Ran-binding protein. Lineage: Eukaryota; Fungi; Basidiomycota; Microbotryomycetes; Sporidiobolales; Sporidiobolaceae. Gene Ontology annotation, cellular component: cytoplasm. The record is from RefSeq and is a predicted model, not a curated record. The coding region runs from base 1 to 1992 and encodes 663 amino acids. The transcript is spliced from 7 exons. Gene Ontology annotation, biological process: cell surface receptor signaling pathway; cytoskeleton organization. Gene Ontology annotation, molecular function: protein binding.
AUGUCGACUCUGCGAGACUACUUCCCAGCCGCCACUGCACACCGCCACUCGCCCAGCCAACCCGCACACUCCGUCUCAGGACCGAACCUCCUCCCCGUCUCGCCUCGCAGAUCACACUCGUCCCUCCCUUCCAUCGGCUCGAGCACCCGCGACGGCAUGAAUAUCGCGGCGAGCUUUCCCGUACCGAGAUACCUGCGGCAUGCGAGCCUGUACGAGGGCAGGUUCGAGACGGUGCCCCGACUUCUCGUCGACGAGGGGGUUCCGGCGUUCGACGAGAUGAGCGCGACUUCGAGCGCGAAAGGGAAAGGUCGAGCAUCGUUGUCGCUUGCUCUCGGGGUCGGCGAUUCGAUGGCGAGCACGAGCGCCAGCGCCAGCGCACGAUCAUCCGGUGUCGACCCCUCUCCCGUCCCGCCUAUCCUCCUGCCAACCUGCUGGGAUGCCGACGACCGCUGCUCCCUUCUCGAGAUCACGAGCGACCGGAUGGGCGUCUCUUUCGCCGGAUCCGCAAAGUACGGCGACCGAGACGCUGCAGCGAUACGAGCGAACAGGCCUGUCCCGCCACAAGCGGGCAUCUACUACUACGAGGUGACGAUUCUCGACAAGGGCGUGAGCGGGUACAUCGGCAUUGGCCUCAGUCACAGGACUGUCUCGCUCUCGCGGCUGCCUGGAUGGGAGGACAAGUCGUACGGCUACCACGCCGACGACGGCCGCGCUUUCUGCUCGCAAGGCACCGGCGAACCCUUCGGUCCGACCUUCACGACCGGCGACGUGAUUGGCUGCGGCGUCGACUGGACGGGCGCGGGACCGCCUGUCACGGACAAGGAGCGGAGCGGGCUGCGAGGCGCGGCGGCGAAGGAAGCGGCGGCGAAGGGUGGAGGCGGGAGGGCGUUCUUUACCAAGAAUGGCGAGUUCAUCGGCUACGCCUUUUGCAACCUGCAAGGCAAGCUGUACCCGACCGUCGGCCUGCGGACGCCGAACGAGGCGAUCCGCGUCAACUUUGGCAACGAGCCAUUUCGCUUCGACAUCGAGGGCCUCGUUCUCGAACGGAAACGAACGAUUCUUUCCCGCCUCGCCUCGACCCCGCUCGCUUCGACGUCCUUUCUUCCCUCUCCCGCUCCGCCCAUCCCCGCUCUCCUGCCGCCAACGCCGCAGGACCGGCUACACGAGACUCUCCAAGCCGUCAUCUCCGCCUACCUCGUCCACCAUGGCUACGCCGAGACUGCUCGCGCCUUUACCGAACAGAUCAGCGAGGAACGGCUUGAACGGGCGCAAGGCCUCUUGCCGAGUACUGCACCUGCGACUACUACGAGGCCUCCCGCUUCGACCGACUCGGACGACCUCGUCGCCUCGAUCGCUGCCUCGUCCGCCUUGCGAAGCGAGAUCCGACAAGCGGCCUUGUCUGGCACGGGCGCCGAGCGAGCCCUCGCGCUCGUCCAGGAGCACUACCCUACGGCCUUCGCUGACGAGGCCGACUCGCGCGAGGAGGACGGCGGCGUGUUGUUCAAGAUGCGGUGCCGAGUCUUCAUCGAGAAGGUCGUCGAGUGGAGUCGGGCGAACCGCGAUCCUGCGGCAAUGGAGAGCGAAGAUGCAGGUGACAUCUCGAUGGACGGCGAGGCGGGUGCAGCGGAGACGAUCGCGCUCGACUCGCUCCUCGCGCUCGGCCAGUCGCUUCACGCGCAGUACUCGGCGGACCCGCGCCCGGUUGUCCGAGCCGAGCUGCAGGCUGUGCUUGGACUGAUGGCGUACCGCGACCCGGAGAACGAGGCGACGGGGAGGACGAGGGAGCUUGUCGGCAAGGCGGAGCGGGAGAAGGUGGCGGACGAGCUGAAUCGGGCGGUCUUGCGCGCCGCCAACCUUCCGCCCGUCCCUGCUCUCGAAGCCCUCUACCGCCACGCGUCCGCCUCGAUCCAGCUCGCCGGCGACGUCGGAUGCGGGAGUGCAGCGAUGGUCGACGUGCGGAGUGAGGUGCUCGGCGACUUGACCGGUGCGUGA